UUGGAUUUUUUUUUCUGGAGAGGCCUACCAAGGUGGUUCGAACGUCGACGCGCAGGGAGGCAGCGAUGACUUCUGUUUGGCAUUUUUAGAAAUAUUACGAAACGAAAACGACGUAUUUUCACACUUUUAUCGCCAAUUCCAUUCGCUUACACGCAAGAGGACAAAAUGGCACACCUAAUCCGCCACAAAAUCACCAACAAAAUCACCAACACUGUCCACACGGUCUCCAACAAGUCGCAGGCCAAGGUCAGCGGAGUGUUCGCCCGGUUGGGGUUCCAGGCGGCCACCGACGAAGAGGGGCUGGGUUUUGCGGAGUGCGACGACCUGGACUAUGACUACCGACAGGGAAUGCAGAUGGACGUGAUGCAGCGGGAGGACUCGGGGCACACGGAGGACGGCGGCGGGGAGGACGGGGACAUAGACGGGGACAGUCACUACCAGCGCGACGGUACCGGACCACGGGGUGCGCUCAAGAGCACCGGGUCUCUGGAGGAGGUCAAGCCCAAGAUAACGUCGUGGGAGGCGGGAUGGAACGUCACCAAUGCUAUCCAGGGCAUGUUCGUGCUGGGCCUGCCCUACGCCAUCCUCCACGGGGGCUACCUGGGCCUGUUCCUCAUCAUCUUCGCGGCGGUGGUCUGCUGCUACACGGGCAAGAUCCUGAUCGCCUGCCUGUACGAGGAGAACGAGGACGGCAUCAAGGUGCGCGUGCGGGACUCUUACGUGGACAUCGCCAACGCGUGCUGCACCCCUCGCUUCCCCACGCUGGGCGGCCAUGUUGUCAACGUGGCCCAGCUCAUCGAACUGGUCAUGACCUGCAUCCUCUACGUGGUGGUGAGCGGAAACCUCAUGUACAACAGUUUUCCGGGGUUCCCUGUGUCUCAGAAGGCCUGGUCGGUCGUAGCCACAGCCGCCCUGCUCCCGUGCGCUUUCCUCAAGAACCUCAAAGCGGUCUCCAAGUUCAGCCUCCUCUGCACCCUGGCCCAUUUCGUCAUCAACAUCCUGGUCAUCGCAUACUGCCUGUCCCGUGCGCGAGAGUGGGCCUGGGAGAAGGUCAAGUUCUACAUCGACGUCAAGAAGUUCCCCAUCUCCAUCGGGAUCAUCGUCUUCAGCUACACCUCGCAGAUCUUCUUGCCGUCGCUGGAGGGGAACAUGCAGAGACCCAGCGAGUUCCACUGCAUGAUGGACUGGACCCACAUCGCCGCUUGCGUCCUGAAAGGUCUGUUCGCGUUGGUGGCGUACCUGACGUGGGCCGACGCCACCAAAGAAGUCAUCACGGACAACCUCCCGUACUCCAUCCGCGCGGUGGUCAAUCUCUUUCUGGUAGCUAAAGCGUUGUUGUCUUACCCGUUGCCGUUUUUUGCCGCUGUUGAAGUCCUGGAGAAAUCGCUGUUCCAGGACGGAGGCAGGGCCCUGUUUCCGGACUGCUACGGCCCCAAUGGGCAGCUCAAAACCUGGGGACUCGGACUGAGAGUGGCCCUGGUGGUCUUCACUUUACUCAUGGCUGUUUUCGUUCCACACUUCGCCCUCCUGAUGGGGCUGACCGGGAGCUUGACCGGAGCGGGGUUGGCCUUCCUUCUCCCCAGCCUCUUCCACCUCAAGCUGCAGUGGAGGAACCUCCUCUGGCACCACGUUUUCUUCGAUGUCGCCAUCUUUUUCGUGGGCGGGAUCUGCGCAAUCUCCGGACUCAUUCACUCCAUCGAAGGGCUGAUCGAGGCGUUCAAGUACGAUCUUCCAGACUAAAAAAAAAUAUCCAAAUAAUCAAAAUAUCAUCAUCAGAUAUCAUCAAGAGGAAAUAUUUGUGUGAAUUGUACAUCUUUUUAUUUUGCCUUCGUGAUAAUGUGCAAUAAUGAACUCUAAAAAUCAUAGUAUCGUAGUACAAAGUAUUUGCUGGGGAAGUGCAUGAGGCUGUGGCUUUGUGCGCGUGUGUACAGUGUGUGUAGUGUUUUCUCUGGAGAUAAAAGUCUGUGUUAAACAUGUCCGAGGAGACAUGAAGCUGAAAGAGCCACUGGAGGUUCUCUGUCCGCACAGGGCUCAGGCCGCAGCACUGACAGCAGCUACGGCAACAUGGAAGGGACACGUGAAAUCUAACUAUGCACCAGUUCUAAGC
Molecule: messenger RNA, 2107 nt
Organism: Boleophthalmus pectinirostris (great blue-spotted mudskipper)
Lineage: Eukaryota; Metazoa; Chordata; Actinopteri; Gobiiformes; Gobiidae
Product: vesicular inhibitory amino acid transporter-like
Exons: 2
Coding region: 166-1740 (524 amino acids)
Biological process (GO): amino acid transmembrane transport
Cellular component (GO): vacuolar membrane
Molecular function (GO): amino acid transmembrane transporter activity
Source: RefSeq, a predicted model, not a curated record